CCUUGAUUCAGGGCCGCUCCUUGAUUACCAAAGAUGUACCAAAGAUAUCAAAUGUCACCAGGUGUACAUACUUUUGCCUCUGCAAAAACAUAAACAUUUGCGAGCUUACUCCUAUGGCUCCCCCUUGCUAUCACUGACACAUAAAUACCCCCAUCCCUCCUGUCUGAGAUGGUCUUCCAUUCUUCCUUCUAAUCCGUACUGGAUACGUACAUCAGCUAUCUCAUUUUCUCUAAACGACUCUAGUGGACAUUACCAUGUUGCUUUUGAACUUUCUCACCUAUACCGGCAUAGCCGCUGCUAUGACCUGUAACAUCAUCGGUCCAGGCUCUGGCAAUUGCCGUUCCUGCCCAUCUGAUAACUGCGAUAUCAAGAGAAAAUUCAAUACCGGAAGCAAACAGGACUUCGGGUGUGUCUGGCCUGAUGGUGGACCGGUUAAUGGCAGAAAACGCUGGGGUUAUAACAAGGCGCAUGACUGCUUUGUGUCAGAAGUAAGGCUCGGGAAAUGCAACAUAAACGGCGUAACGGAUUGUGUUGUGUCCUUUGCUCAGGGCUUUGCGCCACCGCCCUCUUAAAUUUCACUUAUAACCAGGAUGACCGCAUUGUCGGCAAAUCUCUCAGUCCUGCAAUAUCUGCACACAGUCACCGUACCCCCCUUUUCGUUUUUGUUCAGUUCCUAUUUGAUUUUCAAGGAAGGAGUUCAUUUGGGAAAUCCUCUAUUCUAUUCCCCAUGGAAUUCAACUAGGAAAAAUUAAAUUCUUCUAUGGGGUAUG
Aspergillus pseudotamarii is the source of this 770-nucleotide messenger RNA. RefSeq lists its product as uncharacterized. Lineage: Eukaryota; Fungi; Ascomycota; Eurotiomycetes; Eurotiales; Aspergillaceae. The transcript has 3 exons. Bases 255 to 572 code for a protein of 105 amino acids. The record is from RefSeq and is a predicted model, not a curated record.